Messenger RNA from Zeugodacus cucurbitae (melon fly), 3736 nucleotides. RefSeq names its product protein deltex (gene dx). Gene Ontology annotation, molecular function: zinc ion binding; ubiquitin protein ligase activity. The transcript has 6 exons. The record is from RefSeq and is a predicted model, not a curated record. The coding region runs from base 430 to 2700 and encodes 756 amino acids. NCBI's taxonomy places the organism in Eukaryota, Metazoa, Arthropoda, Insecta, Diptera, Tephritidae. Gene Ontology annotation, cellular component: nucleoplasm. Gene Ontology annotation, biological process: protein ubiquitination; Notch signaling pathway.
UUUAUUCUUUUUGGAGUUUUCGUAUAAUUUUAAUUAGGAUCAAUUGAUUUGCUCUGAUUGUACACUGAUUUGAUUGCAAUAAAGUGAUAUUUAUACAAAAUUUUACAUAUUUGUAAGAAAAGUGUUAAGCUAAGCAUGAUCGAACGAUAUUACAAUUUAGUUGAGACGCCAACGUUUUGAUUAAUAGAAAAUGAUUACUUUUGUAUGCAAGUGAGUGCACAGCCACCAUUUUUAAUUUUUGUGUUUAUUUUGUGAUCGACAUUCAGUGUGUGAAUUGGGAGCAGAUAUACCGAGUGCAUAUAUGAUCGCUUUCCACUAUAUUUGCCACACGAAUUCUGAGUUUAAUAACAUAAAAAUUUGUGUUCCUUGAUUUUGUUAUGCCGCAGUGAAAUAAGAAAUAGACACCGAUUUUGCGGUUAGCUUUCGCUAAUGGCAGGUCACGGUUGCGUUGGUGUUGGGAGUGUGGGAGGUAUUGGUGGUUGUGGAAGCGGUGUAGGCGUUGCAAGUGGUGGUUCUGGAAGUGGGGGUGGUGCGAAUGCGAAUGUGAACACCCACGCAGUGGUUGUGUGGGAAUACGAAUCUGGUAAUGGGAAGUGGCUACCCUACAGUCCUGAUGUUUCUCAACAUUUAGAACGGGCACAUGCCAAAAAGCUAACGCGUGUACUUCUCAGUGACGCCGACCCACAACUUGAACAAUACUAUGUUAAUAUACGAACUAUGACCCAAGAGUUAGAAGAAGAUUCUGGCUUUUCCACAAUUAAUGUGCGCCGAAUGUUUUAUGUGCCAAGCUCUCCACCAGGCAAGGGUACGAAAUGGGAGCGUUUGGGUAGCGCAGGGCCGGGAGAUUGGCAUCCAUUUAAUAUGCAUUUACAGUGUAUAAUUGAGGAUGCCUGGUCUAAAGGCGAACAGCGACUCGAUCUAUGCAAUACAAGAUUUUGUGCUCCGUAUAUAAUAAACUUCUGCAACCUAACGCAAAUUCGUCAACCCAAUGGACCAAUACGCAGUAUUCGUCGCACACAGCAGGCACCAUAUCCACUGGUGAAAUUAACGUCUCAACAAGCACAGCAGCUAAAUGUGAAUUUCUAUAAUGAUUUCUGUACUAAACGAAACAACACGCUACCGAAAACAUCUGCUAAAAUAACCGACACAAAACAACUGCAGCAACGCAUGGCAACUCAUAAUAAUGGACUACCAACGACUUCGAUGUCACAUGGCAGUCGACAACCUCAGCCGUUACCGCCAAUGGCAACGGUAUCCAGUCAACAUCUACCACAUGGGCAUCAUCAACAGCAACUAAUACACCAUCAUGGCAACUCUCACAUACAAGCGAAUACGCAUGCGCAUACACAGCACCGCAGUAAAUCUCACAAAAAGAAUGGAGAAAUUUCCACCACAAAUUUGCGCCACAUACUAAACAAUCUGAACAUAUUUGGCAGUAGUACAAAGAGCAACAACCCCCAUUUGAAUAACAACGCCAAUGUGGCGCAACUUGGACAUACACCAGUGGCUGCAGCGGCAAAUCACCUGAGUCUGCCAUUUUCACAUGCGAAAACUCCAUUAACUGCGUCCAUGAAAAGCCAUCAUAGUCGUUGUUCAGACGGUUCCCUGCAGUCACAGCGCAGCAGCCGUUUGGGUUCGCAUCGCUCACGUUCACGCACUCGUGCUUCCGACACUGACACAAACAGUAUGAAAUCGACAAGGCGUCCCAGUGUAGACACCGUCUCCACCUAUCUAUCGCACGAAAGCAAAGAAAGCUUGCGUAGUCGCAAUUUCGCCAUAUCCGUUAACGAUCUGCUAGACUGUUCAUUAGGUAGUGAUGAGGUGUUUAUACCCUCACUGCCACCAUCCUCUCUAGGUGAACGUGCGCCAGCACCGCCACCACUGCCGCAUCAUGCGAGUUCACUAAAUUUAGCGCCGUCUGUGGGCACAGCAGGUGGCUCUGUGACCGUCGGUGUCUCACUUCACAACACGCAGCAGCAUCAGCAAUCUCAACAACAUCUACUGUCCUCAACAACACAACAGUCGGCCAUUGCCGGCUCCAUUGUGGGCGUGGAUCCGGCGAGCGAUAUGAUUUCGCGAUUCGUUAAGGUUGCCGAACCUCCCGUGUGGCCGAACGCGCAACCGUGUCCCAUGUGUAUGGAGGAGCUGGUGCAAAAUGCGCAGAAUCCUACCAUAGCAUUGACGCGCUGUCAGCAUUUAAUGCAUCUGCAAUGUCUGAAUGGCAUGAUUAUUGCGCAGCAAGGUGAAAUGUCCAAAAAUCUCUUUAUUGAGUGUCCAGUGUGUGGCAUUGUUUAUGGCGAGAAAGUUGGCAAUCAACCCAACGGCACCAUGUCGUGGAGUAUUAUUAGUAAAAGUUUGCCCGGCCAUGAGGGCCAAAACACCAUACAAAUUGUUUACGACAUUGCAUCGGGUGUACAAACAGAGGAGCAUCCGCAUCCAGGUCGCGCAUUCUUUGCUGUUGGUUUUCCGCGUGUCUGCUAUUUACCUGACUGUCCGCUUGGCCGGAAGGUAUUACGUUUCCUUAAAAUUGCUUUUGACCGGCGUCUUCUCUUCUCCAUUGGCCGCUCAGUGACGACAGGACGUGAAGACGUUGUUAUCUGGAAUAGUGUUGAUCACAAAACUCAGUUCAAUAUGUUCCCCGAUCCCACAUAUUUGCAGCGUUGCAUGCAACAAUUAGUACACUUGGGUGUCACCGAUUAAUUUUCAUCGCAAAAUAUUUAUAACAAACAUAUACACAUACAAACAUAUAUACAUCUAAGAUUUAUCCAUUAUUUUUACAAUUUAAUUAAGUGUGCAAUUUGAAAGUGUUUCAAAGUAAAUUGCGUUUGAGUUGCUCGAACGUUAAAACACCCAAGUGGCCUUUGCGUUGUGGCAACCCUGUGGCUAACGAAACGUGAUGGUUGAUGAAUUGUAACAAACGCAUAUCUUCAUAAGCUUUAAAAGUGUAGGUUUUAAAAAUUUACAAGACUUCCUUGAAUGUUCUUCCAUUUACUCUCUAAAUUUUAAAUAUUUUAAGUAGUUUUAUUCUCAUAUACACACAUACACAUAUAUAAAUAUAUAUGUAUUUUAGCUUUUGUUUAAGUAGAAAUGUAGUACAUUAGCAAUUAUGCGACAAGAAAUGGACUUAGUGAAAAUUUUGAGGGGAAAAUGUGUGCCAAUUUAGAUAAACUUGUAACGGUAUUAACGAGUAGCACCUAUGUGUAGUACCGAGGCAACAUUAAUAAAUUUGUCUAAUACAUCCCAUACAAUGUUCAAAAAUAUCUGCAAAAUUUGGCAGAGAAGUUGAUUCAUAAAUGUAUUUUUGUAAUCCCUAUGCAUUUAACAUAAUGUGACAUGUCAAGCAACAAAUUCUCUAUCGCUUAUCUCAAGUAUUGCCAAACGAAUAAGUCGUCUUUGAUACUACAUAUAGUAUAGCUAGAAGACAAUGGUUUUCUUUAAGUUGAUUUUUUCUACAUUUAAGAAUCUCCUAUAUAUGUAGGUGUAAAAAAAAAUAAAUUGUGUGAUCUUAUGGCAUGAUUUUGUUCGUUUUUUGUUUGUUUUUUUUUUCUAGUUAAGUUUUCUUUUAAAAGUAUUUUAUACAAUUAUAAUGUGCAUUUACUUUAUAUUUAUACCUAUACAAUUUGUAUAGGCCAAAGGUGUGCAAGUGGAACUGAUUAGCUAGUUUUGUUAAGUUAUACUCGUAACGGUUUCAUACCAUGAUCUUUAGUGUAGUUUUGAAUUUGCAAAUAAACGAUUU